AUGAAUUCACAGCUUUUAACAAAAGAAUCUCGAAAAUCUUUUCAUGAUUUUAUAUACGCAUCAGUUCCCAUAAAAUAUGGAUUACUAAGUAACAAAGUAAAAUUACAUGUGCUACCUCAUUAUAAAAAUCCCAAUUAUUUUACACAUCAAAUAUCAUAUAGUACAAAAACGGACGCUUACUAUGAGAAUGAUCUUAAUGAGAUGUCAUUUUUAAUUAAAGAUUCGGGAUUUUUAAAAUACUGGCGUUCUGGAAUGUUAGAUUACGAAAUGGUUGGAAAGAAAUGGGAAGAAAAAGAGAAUAGAUUGUAUUUAGCAAAGGAUCCUCGAAAAAUUGAACCAAGUCAAUUAGAACUUCCAGCAUCAGCCAUUUGGAAAUUCGAUUAUAGACCAGCAGAAUUAGUUAUUUCUACUCUCAACAUAAAACUUCAGAAUAGAACCUAUAAUAUUACACAAAGAAAACAAAUGACAAUAGAAUGGUCGAUCUCACCUUUACCUACUAGAAAAAACCCAAAUCCUAUUUGGAGCCUAAUUGACAUUGAAUCAUCAUCGCAAUCAUAUACAGAGGAUGAUUGGAGCACAAGCAUAAACAUUACGAAGUAUGUGAAAGGAGAAUAUGGAUUUUUGUUACAAGCUUACAUGAGUGGUCCGAUGGUAAAACUUUGGAGGAAUAAGGAAAUGUUUAAUCAUUCAUGUGGUGAUAACGGGCCAAGUUUUGGAAUGAAUUUGAAUAUUGUUUUGAAAAGAGAAAAAGACGUAAAAUAUGGUAUAUUACCAAAGAUAGAUACCAAUGAAGAAAAGAUGAUGUUGAAUGACAAAAGCUCAAGUGAUUUUAUCAUUACUAUUGAUAACUCUGAUAAGAACAUGGACAUUGGUUUGCAAGAAAGUUCAGAUACAUUCUAUGUUCAUUCCAAAGUUUUAUCACCUAGAUCUGAUUAUUUCUACGCGUUAUUUAACUCAAAAAUGAUGGAAUCAAAUGACAAGUCACUUUUGCUCAAAGAUAUAUCUCAAAAUAUUUUUAAAACAAUUCUUGAAUAUUUAUAUACAGGAAAUAUUAAUAAUGUUACGACAAUGGAAGAGUUUUUAAUUCCUUCAUUAACCCAAUUAUGUGAAAGAAAUCUUGUGGGGUUUGUCAAUGAACACAAUGUGGAGGAGUUUACAAAUAUUGCAAUGGUGUGUGGUGCUCAACGACUGCUAAAACAUUGUGAACUUUUGGAAGUCAAAACUGAUAAUGGAUUUGGUAAAUAUGAUAAUGAUGUGGACAAAAAGAAAAAUGAAGUGAAGAAACUUGGGUCACGACCAUUACUUGCAAAAAUGAGAUCAAUGAGAUCACUCGUUACAUGA
Molecule: messenger RNA, 1341 nt
Organism: Racocetra fulgida
Lineage: Eukaryota; Fungi; Glomeromycota; Glomeromycetes; Diversisporales; Gigasporaceae
Source: the annotation of a GenBank genome assembly